AGGACCAUCUGGAACAGUUGAGGCUAACCUGGUGCUUUUCCUGGAUUUCCAGUGGGUGAUCACGCAGGCCUGUGUUUGGUUAUUCAACGAUAGUUAUGACCUCCCGGUUACGUGCGUUCGGUGGAAGAAUUAAUAACAUACGCACCUCAGAAUUACCCAAAGAGAAAACUCGAUCCGAAGUCAUCUGCAGCAUCUGCUUUCUAGAUGGCUUGGUACAGACCUUUAAAGUUAAUAAACAAGAUACUGGUCAAGUUCUCCUGGAUAUGGCUUACAACUACUUGGGCGUGACGGAAAAGGAGUAUUUUGGUUUGCAGCACAGUGAUGACUCAGUGGACUCUCCUAGAUGGCUUGAAGCAAGCAAACCCAUCAGGAAGCAGUUAAAAGGAGGUAUCCCCUGUACCCUGCAUUUUCGAGUAAGAUUUUUUAUACCUGAUCCCAACACACUGCAGCAAGAACAAACCAGGCAUUUGUAUUUCUUACAACUGAAGAUGGAUAUUUGUGAAGGAAGGUUAACCUGCCCUCUUAACUCAGCGGUGGUUCUAGCAUCCUAUGCAGUACAGUCUCAUUUUGGAGACCAUGAUUCUUCCAUUCAUCCUCCGGGCUAUCUUUCUGAUAGUCAGUUCAUACCGGAUCAGAAUGAGGACUUUUUAGCAAAGGUGGAGGCGCUCCAUGAGCAGCACAGUGGGCUAAAGCAAUCAGAAGCGGAAUCUUGCUUUAUCAACAUAGCACGGACCCUCGACUUCUAUGGAGUGGAGCUGCACAGUGGUAGGGAUCUGCACAGUUUAGAUCUAAUGAUUGGAAUUGCUUCUGUGGGCAUCGCUGUGUACCGAAAAUAUAUUUGCACAAGUUUCUAUCCUUGGGUGAACAUUCUAAAAAUUUCUUUCAAAAGGAAAAAAUUCUUUAUACAUCAGCGACAAAAACAGACUGAAUCCAGGGAACACAUAGUGGCCUUCAACAUGUUAAAUUACCGAUCUUGCAAAAACUUAUGGAAAUCCUGUGUCGAGCACCAUACAUUCUUUCAGGCAAAGAAGCUACUACCUCAGGAAAAGAAUGUUCUGUCUCAGUACUGGACUCUGGGCUCUAGGAACGCCAAAAAGUCUGUAAAUAACCAGUAUUGCAAAAAAGUGAUUGGAGGGAUGGUCUGGAACCCGGCCAUGCAGAGAUCUUUAUCAGUGGAACAUUUAGAAACCAAGAGUCUGCCGUCUCGGUCUCCUCCUAUUACUCCCAACUGGCGAAGUCCUCGACUCCGGCACGAAAUCCGAAAGCCACGACACUCUUCUGCAGACAACCUUGUGAACGAAAUGACGUACAUCACUGAAACUGAAGAUGUGUUUUACACCUACAAGAGCUCCCUGUCACCUAAAGACAGCGAUUCUGAGAUUUCUCAGAACCAAAGCCCACACCGAGAAGAAAUGAACUCUGUCCUGGCUUUUGUUUCCGAUGACUACUGCAUUUACAGUUCUGAAGCAUCGGCUUCUGAGGGCGAGCACCCGUUUGUCUGCCGGAGUAUAUCCGAGAACAACCCAGCACAAAGCUACCUGACCCAGAAGUCAUCCAGUUCUGUGUCUCCAUCUUCAAAUGCUCCAGGCUCCUGUUCCCCAGAUGGCGUCGAUCAGCAGUUCUUAGAGGACUUCCACAGGGUGACCAAAGGGGGCUCCACCGAGGACUCCAGCCAGUACUACUGUGACAAGAAUGAUGGUGACGGCUACUUAGUCUUGAUCCGCAUCACACCAGAUGAAGAUGGAAAAUUUGGAUUUAAUCUAAAGGGAGGAGUGGAUCAAAAGAUGCCUCUUGUGGUAUCAAGGAUAAACCCAGAGUCACCUGCGGACACCUGCAUUCCUAAGCUGAACGAAGGGGAUCAAAUCGUGCUCAUCAACGGCCGGGACAUCUCAGAACACACCCACGACCAAGUGGUGAUGUUCAUCAAAGCCAGCCGGGAGUCGCACACACGGGAGCUGGCGCUGGUAAUCAGGAGGAAAGCUGUCCACUCGUUUGCUGAUAUCAAAUCUGAAGAUGAACUGAACCAGCUUUUCCCAGAGGCCAUUUUCCCCGUGUGUCCGGAGGGUGGGGAUACGCUGGAGGGAUCCAUGGAACAGCUAAAGAAGGGCCUCGAAAGCGGGACGGUGCUGAUCCAGUUUGAGCAACUCUACAGAAAGAAGCCCGGUUUGGCCAUCACAUUUGCAAAGCUGCCUCAAAAUUUGGACAAAAACCGAUAUAAAGAUGUACUGCCUUAUGACACCACCCGGGUAUUAUUGCAGAGAAACGAAGAUUAUAUUAAUGCAAGUUACGUGAACAUGGAAGUUCCUGCUGCUAACCUUGUGAACAAGUACAUUGCCGCUCAGGGACCCCUGCCACAUACCUGUGCACAAUUUUGGCAGGUAGUCUGGGAUCAGAAGUUGUCACUCAUCGUCAUGUUGACCACUCUAACAGAGCGAGGGCGGACCAAAUGCCACCAGUACUGGCCCUAUCCUCCCGAGGUCAUGGAACACGGCAGCUUUCACAUCCGCUGUCAGUCAGAGGACUGCACUAUCGCUUAUGUGUUCCGGGAAAUGCUGGUCACGAACACCGAGACCGGAGAGGAGCACACCGUGACGCAUCUCCAGUACGUGGCAUGGCCAGACCACGGCGUUCCCGAUGACUCCUCGGACUUUCUGGAAUUUGUAAACUAUGUGAGGUCCCUGAGAGUGGAAGGUGAACCCGUCCUAGUCCACUGCAGUGCUGGGAUCGGUCGAACUGGUGUGUUGGUCACCAUGGAAACAUCCAUGUGCCUGAUCGAGAGGAACCUGCCCGUUUACCCACUGGAUAUUGUUCGGAAAAUGCGAGACCAGCGUGCCAUGAUGGUGCAGACGUCAAGCCAGUACAAGUUUGUGUGUGAAGCGAUUCUUCGUGUUUAUGAAGAAGGCUUAGUCCAAAUGCUGGAUCCCAGUUAAGAUGACUGUGAAGACGUUCAUUCCUCUUUCCCAAGGGCGUCCUCCUUCUCUCUGGAAGCUGCAAGAGGAAUUUGUAGGCUGUGGGAAAGGAAUGAGCAUAUUUGAACCCAGGCACUUUAAAUUUCUAUUAAAAGAAAAAGGUAUCGUGUACAUAGGAACUGUGUAGAUAACGCAUGCAGUUAUAGCAUCAUUUAGGCCUGCACCUCCUCCAGAGAGAAAUAAGCAGAAGGGAAUCUCAGUUUGGGGCCUGUCCUAAUGCCUCCCUCCUUCUCCGUCUCCAUAUUCCUGUAAACCAUCCUUGGGCAAUUGAGAGGGGACGCCAGCAGCCCUGUUGACCUCCCAGAAACGAGAUGGUGUGGCUGUUCAGAGUUGCUUGGAUGAGUUGUGUGUAUAUAUGUAUAGGACUAAGGGCUGAGCUUUCCUUGUGUCUGGGUGGAGCUGGAACAGUCAGUGUUCACCUGCCCUGAUGCUAAUGAGAAACCCCGUGAAUGUACUGAACGGCAGAGGGGUGGGGUGUCAGGCCGAGGGGCAAGCGGUGCCUUUUCUGCCCUCCCUUCCUUGGUCCCAUCUCCCUGCCAUUUCCAAUAUUCAUGUUUCUGAGAAUCGUGUCCAAAUGCCCUGCCUUCUCCCUGCAUUAGUGACCCUCCUCAGGUUCACACCAGUGCCUGAACCGGGCAGUGCAGGUUUCGAGUGAGUUUUCAGUUGAGACUCUGAGAACAAGGACUCCCAGUGUUGUCCCACGUGUUCGUUUUUGGAGCAGGUGCCUCUUGCCUCUGCUUUCCUCUUGCUGUACACUCAGCACCCAGGACUGGAAUCAUCCACUACUGAAUCUAAGACAUAGAUUGCUGCUACUUCGAGCUAUUACACUUGAAACAUUACAAUUUUCCUGAGGGGAGAUGGGAUAUCUCCUAAAUAUUCAGAAUCUUUGGCCCUUCUGAGAAAAGAUAUAGUCGUUGAGCCAUGGGAAACCCAGCUUCUAGAGGGUUGCCUGUGGAGGUGUGUGUGUGUCUGUGUGUUGUGUGUGCUCCCACGGGUGAGUGUUUCUCGGGAUUCCUAACUUGAUUCAAAUUACAGUUGAGUUUAUAUAAAGAAUGAGUCUCUGUAUAGAAGAACAAAUGUGUGCAUUCACUCUUAGUUACAAUGGUCUUCGUUUCAUUUCAAAGGAGAGGAUCAGACUAUCUGAAUAUAAACACAAUUUGAUGUUAAUUUAUUCUAAGUACACCAUGAUUUUGAUUGUCCUAAAGAAUUCUGCCUUUGUUAA
Molecule: messenger RNA, 4191 nt
Organism: Mesoplodon densirostris (Blainville's beaked whale)
Lineage: Eukaryota; Metazoa; Chordata; Mammalia; Artiodactyla; Ziphiidae
Gene: PTPN3
Product: protein tyrosine phosphatase non-receptor type 3
Exons: 27
Coding region: 96-2930 (944 amino acids)
Biological process (GO): protein dephosphorylation
Cellular component (GO): cytoplasm; cytoplasmic side of plasma membrane; cytoskeleton
Molecular function (GO): cytoskeletal protein binding; protein tyrosine phosphatase activity
Source: RefSeq, a predicted model, not a curated record